Molecule: messenger RNA, 315 nt
Organism: Chenopodium quinoa (quinoa)
Lineage: Eukaryota; Viridiplantae; Streptophyta; Magnoliopsida; Caryophyllales; Amaranthaceae
Exons: 1
Coding region: 1-315 (104 amino acids)
Source: RefSeq, a predicted model, not a curated record
AUGUCGGAUAACAAGUCCUCUUUCCACCCGACUUUUACUGUUUCCAACAUUAAGAGUAACAUUCCAAUUUCUCUUGAAUUGGACAAUGUUGCAUACUCUACUUGGGCGGAACUUUUCAAAAUUCACGCUCGAUCUCACAAGGUUCUCAACCAUAUUAUUGCUCCGAAAAAGAAGGUCGAUGCCCCUUCAACCGAUGAGGAAAAGGAGCUAUGGUCGACAUUGGAUAAAUUGGUUCUUGGGUGGAUUUAUUCGACCAUUUCAAAGAACCUUUUGCAAACAAUUAUUGAACCAGAUUCUACGGCAAUGGAGGCUUAG